Paramisgurnus dabryanus is the source of this 701-nucleotide messenger RNA. Lineage: Eukaryota; Metazoa; Chordata; Actinopteri; Cypriniformes; Cobitidae. The record is from RefSeq and is a predicted model, not a curated record.
AAAAGCCUGGACACACAUGGGAUGCAUACCACGUCAGAAUUUUAUACACAGCAGCAACUUACAAAACAGCUCGCCUAAAACUUCCUCAAGCAGAAAUGCACACAGACUUGCAAACUGCAGAGGAGGAAGAGGAGCAUGAAACUCCCAAGAAAAAACGGAAAAGGCUACCAAGCAGUCGCUUUGAGAGUGGGAGUGAUGAUGAAGGUACGGUGAAACAAGCCAAGACAUUGCCUCCAGCCCCAAAAAUAAAAGGCCCAAAUUUUGACAUACAAUCUUCAAUAAAGAGACCGCUCAGAAAGCCUGAAUCACACACAAAAAUGACAAGCCCAGAACCCAGAAUGUCUGUGAGAAGCCCUGAGCCCAGCUGCAGCCUGGCGAGUCCUGAGGUUGAGGAGUCUGAAACAAGCAUUGAGUGCAUACACUCAAAAAGUCCUGAACCCAGUUUCGUGAGAAGUUCUGAACCACAACAAGAAAACGAAGGUCAAAGACCAGUAACAUCUACCUUAAGUGGUCUUGUUACCCUUUUGCAUCGAGUUAUUACGAAUCAAGAAAUGAUGAUGGAUCAUCUCAAAUUUAUUCUAAUGACUAUGCAGAAAACAGGCGAACCUGCUCGUGGGCAGGAUCCCUUUGAGAGAGAAAUGCUGCCACUACAAGACACUACCUCCCUGCUUGCCCUGGAGAAACGAUUGCGAGAAGAAUGA